UUCCAACACUCUCUAGAACCCGCUUCUACCUGCUUCUCUUUCACCAUUUUCUUCUCUGUUGCUCUAUCAUCGGAAAAUUUUAACACGUCGAACUCCAUAAUUUCAAUCGAUCGAUAAGGUAAUCAACCAUGGCGGAUUACCGAUGGAAGAGCUUCGUGGAGGACGAAGAUCGCCCCGAAAAACCACGCAGAUUCGGUGUAACUGAGAUACGUGGCCCAAAUCAUACCUCUCUCUUCUCUCACACUUUGCUUCAGGAUAUGUUGGAGUCCAUGGGCCAGUUUGUUGACGGUUUGAAAUUUACAGGAGGCUCUGAAAGUUUGAUGCCAAAAUCCUUCAUCAGAGAAGCGACUAAGUUGGCCCACGAACAUAAUAUAUAUGUUAGUACAGGUGACUGGGCUGAAUAUUUACUGCAAAAAGGUUCAUCUUCUUUCAAAGAACACAUAGAGGAAUGCAAGCAACUGGGAUUUGAUACAGUUGAGUUAAAUAUGGGUUCACUUGAACUUCCUGAAGAAACUCUGUUGAGAUACAUACGGUUAAUCAAGAGCAAAGGGCUUAAAGCCAAGCCUCAAUUUGCUGUAAAGAUCAACAAGGCUGAUAUUCCUCCGACACAUGCAAGAGCAUAUGGUGCUCAUGUCGUUCCAACACCUCGAACAUCUGAACGUGUGGAGGAUGUCGAUUUCUUGAUCAGAAGGGCUGAGAGAUGCUUGGAAGCUGGAGCAGACAUGAUAUCAAUUGAUGCUGAAGAUGUCUGUAAAUAUGCCGAUUCCGUUAGGGCAGACAUCAUAGCAAAGGUGAUUGGACGUCUAGGACUCCAAAAGACCAUGUUUGAAGCAUCCAAUGCCAAAACAUCCGAGUGGUUCAUUAAGCAAUAUGGUCCCAAUGUUAACCUUUUUGUGGAUCAUUCUCAAGUGCUGGAUUUGGAGUGCCUUCGAGGACGUAACCUGGGAAAGAACCACAAUUCGGUUCUUGAUUCUUCCUAUUUUCUAGUUUAAACUUUGUUGAAAUAAAGUCUACUUCGUGUGGUGGUCAUGCUUAUAAAACUGUGGUUUGAUGCAAUAUAUUAUUCCCUUUAUAUGUACCGAGAGAGUGUAAUAACGAUCAUGGAUUUCUUUGUUUCAUUGUGUUCCCCUGGAUUCACUCGCAUCUUGGGAGAAGC
Molecule: messenger RNA, 1156 nt
Organism: Cynara cardunculus var. scolymus (artichoke)
Lineage: Eukaryota; Viridiplantae; Streptophyta; Magnoliopsida; Asterales; Asteraceae
Product: protein HEAT-STRESS-ASSOCIATED 32
Exons: 5
Coding region: 129-992 (287 amino acids)
Source: RefSeq, a predicted model, not a curated record